AUGGGAGACUUUAAAGGAGAAGAUGAUAAUUAUGAUUAUGAUGAAGGUAUCCCAUUAUUUAAUCAAGUUAUCUUCACCAAUAGUUAUAAUAACUCAAAAGUAGUUUUAGAUGAUAACCAAGAUGAUAUAAUUUUCAUCACACCACCAUCACCACCACCAACAUUACAAACAAAAAAACAAUGCGAAAAGGGAUGUUGUGGUGAAAAGAAAUCAUUAUUAACAAACAAUGAUGAAGAUAGGGACAAAGACGAGGAUGAAGAAGAAGAUGAUGAUGAUGGUGUUCCUAAAAAUUACAAAUCAAAUUCUAAUGUUGGGUCAAUUGUUUCAUUGGAUAUGGAUAGUUUAAACAGUGCCAUCAUUAUGGAGCCAAACUUUCAAAAAGAUUAUACCAUUUCUUCACCAGUGGUAACAACAACAACUACAACAACUACAACAACUACAUCCAAUGACAAUUGUAAGAAAGGUUGUUGUCCAACUCCAUCCGAUGAUGAAAAAAUGAUCACCAAGGAUGAUAAAGGUAGUUGCAAAAAAGGAUGUUGCUCAUCAUCAUCAAAAACAACUGAAACCAAUGAUAUUGGUUGUAAAAAGGGAUGUUGUCCAACUGAACAACCAAAACAACAAGUAGAAUCAACCAAAACAUACUGUUGCAACAUUUGUGUAACAGGCCAUUGCUGUAAAGUUGAUUGUUGUAAACAAGUUUGUUGUUUAACUUAUAGUGUAGGAGUACCAAACUUUAGUUUUAUGCGUUCAUCCUCAUCAUCAGAUGACAAUAACAAUGAUUACAAUAGUGAUCAACAAAGAAAGAAACGUAUCUUUGCAACAAUGUUUUCUAAAACUUGUGGAACAUUUGGAUUUAAAGUUGGCUAUAGUGAAUUGAAUGAAGAUAAGGUGGAUAUUGAACAACAAGAAGAAAGGGAUAAUAAAGGAUUAUCCACAAAUAAUAAUGUAUCAAUUGAAUUAUUACCAAUAACAACAACAAAUAAUUUUAAAAAUUCAACAGGUAUAAAAUCAUCUCAAUCAUCAACAUUAUCAAAAUCAUUAGAAAAAGUUGAAUUACAUUUAAUGAUUUCAGGUAUGACAUGUGCAGAUUGUGUAACUACAUUAGAACAAAAAAUGAAAUCAUUAUCAGGUGUAAAUGAAAUUCAAACUAGUUUAUUCACUGGUAAAUGUAAGAUUAAUUAUUCACCAAUGAUUAUACAACCACAACAAAUCUUACAAGUUAUUGAAAAUAUUGGAUUUGUUGGUAAACAAGUUCAUGGUCAAUCAUCAAAUUCAAAUCAAAUUACAAUUGAAAUCAUAUCAUUAUCACCAACUUCAACAUUAACAACAAUAUUAAAUGAUCAAUUAAUUGAAAAUAUUAAAUUAUCAAUUGAUGGUGUUUUAGAUGCUAUCGAAGAAUCUGGUUCGGUUAAUGAUAAACUUACAAUUGUUUAUGAUACUGAUAAAAUUGGACCACGUAAUCUAUUAAAAGAAAUCCAACUUAUAUUUGGUGAUAAUUUUAAAAUUCAACCAAAUACAAAAUUAAAUAAUAAUAAUAAUUCCAAUAAUAAGAAUAAUAAUUCAAAAGAUAAUAAUAAUAAUAACUUAAAAUCAUUAUUAAUGUUUUGUAUUUUAUUAUUUAUACCAACAAUUUUAAUUUCAUAUAUUUUUCCAAAUAUUAAAUCAGUUAAAGAAGUUAUGGAAUUUGAAAUUGGUAAAGGUAUUACAAUGUCAAUUUUAUUAUUAUUAUCAUUUGCAACACCAAUUCAAUUUUAUUGUGGUAAACCAUUGUAUAUUUCAGCUUGGAAAACUUUGAUUUAUGCAAGAAAAUGUAGUAUGGAUUUAUUAGUUAUGACAAGUAGUACGAUUGCUUACUUUUAUUCUCUAAUUAAUUUAAUUUUAAAUCAUUUCUCCUCAUUGAAUUAUAAUGGUCCAAUUUUCUUUGAAACUUGUGUUAUACUUUUAACAUUAAUUAUUCUUGGUAGAUAUUUAGAACACUUAGCAAAAUCAAAAGCAUCAAAUGUAUUAGUCGAAAAAAUGAAACAAUUAGAUUCAUCAAAUGCAAUUCUAUUAUCAAAUAAUAAUAAUAAAGAUGUAGGUAGUGAACAAGAAAUAAUGAUUGAAAAAGAGUUAAUUGAAAAAGGUGAUAUUUUAAAAGUAUUACCAUUUACAAAGAUUCCAACUGAUGGUAUUAUAAUUAGAGGUAAUGGUGGAUAUAUUGAUGAAUCAAUUAUAACUGGUGAAGCAAAUCAUGUCUAUAAGAGAAUUGAUGAUUACGUUUUUGGUGGAACAAUGAAUCAAAAGGGUUGUUUAAUUAUUAAAGUUACAAAACAUUCAAAUGAUACAGCAUUAUCAAAUAUUAUUAAAUUGGUUGAAGAGAGUCAAUCAAUUAAACCAAACUUUCAAAACUAUGCAGAUUUAGUUGCAUCUUAUUUCGUACCAACCAUAUUAAUAUGCUCAAUAAUUACAUUUAUAGUUUGGUUUUGUUUAAUUCACUAUAAUGUUGUCAUUGCCACUGAUAAUCAAUCAGCAUUCACUUUUGCAAUUAAAAUUAGUAUGUCAUUAAUGGUAAUUUCAUGUCCUUGUGCGAUCUCAUUAGCAACGCCAACAUCAAUUAUGGUUGGUAGUGCAAUUGGUGCAAAGAAAUUUGGUAUUCUAUUCAAAGGUGGUGGUCAAGUAAUUGAAUUGGCAAGUAAAGUCAACAAGGUCAUAUUUGAUAAAACUGGUACUUUAACAACUGGUGAAAUCGAUAUAAAUCAUUUCUCAAUAUAUGAUCAAUCAAUUUCACCAAAACAAUUCUUUUUCUAUACUGCAUCCGCUGAAUUAUCAAGUGAACAUUUAAUUGGUAAAUCAAUUAAACAAUAUGCAAUUCAACAAUUCACUUUAGAAAAAGCACUACAAGAACCAACAAAUAGUGAAGUUCAUCCUGGAAAAGGUAUUAUUUCUUUUAUUAAUAAUAAUAAAAUUAUGGUUGGUAAUCAAUCUUUUAUUGUUGAACAAUUAUCAAAUAAUAAUAAUAAAAUUGAUUCUUGUCAAUCACCAUUACAAUCAAGUCAAUUAAUUAAUUCAAAAUCUGAUGAUUGUAAGAAAGGUUGUUGUCUAUCAUUACCACCACCACCACCACCACCAACUUCUAUUAGCAAUGGCAGUGAAUGUAAGAAAGGUUGUUGUCCAGCAGCAGCAGCACCACCAAUUUCUACUGGCAAUGGUAGUGAUUGUAAGAAAGGUUGUUGUCCAUCAUUACCACCACCACCACCAACUUCUAUUAGCAAUAGCAGUGAUUGUAAGAAAGGUUGUUGUCCAGCACCACCACCAACUUCUAUUAGCAAUGGUAGUGAUUGUAAGAAAGGUUGUUGCUCUUCGUCAUCAUCACAACUAUCAAAAAGUCAAUCAAAGGAAGUUAUAAUUAAUUCAGUGAUUCAAAAUGAUAUUGAUAAAUUAGAGAAUCAAGGGAAAACAGUAAUUUUAGUAUCAAUGAAUGAGAAAAUUAUUGGAUUAGUUUCAUUAUCUGAUAAAUUGAAACCAGAAGCAAAAAAAGUAAUUUCAAAAUUAAAAAAUAAUGGUAUUGAUGUUUGGUUAGUUAGUGGUGAUAAUAAAAGAGCAACUCAAUCAAUUGGUGAACAAUUAAAUAUUAAUUCGGGUAAUAUUAUUGGUUCAGCAUUACCAAUUGAUAAAUUCAAUAUCGUUAGAAAAUUACAAGGUUAUAAUACAACUGAAGAUAAUUGUUGUGGUACUGAUGGUGGUGAUGGUUUUAAUGGUGCCAGUGUUGGUUGUAGUGGCAGUGAUAAUAAUAGUAAUAAUGGUAAAAAUAAAUCAAUUGUUGUAAUGGUUGGUGAUGGUGUAAAUGAUUCAUUAGCUUUGGUUCAAUCAGAUAUUGGUAUUUCAAUUUCAAAUGGUACAGAUAUUGCAAUUGAAUCAUCAAGUGUUAUAUUACUAAAAAAUGAUUUAAAUGAUAUUUUGGUUUGUUUUGAUUUAUCAAAAUCAAUUUUCAAAACUAUUAAAUUUAAUUUAUUUUGGGCAUUCAUCUAUAAUCUUUUAGGUAUUCCUCUUUCAAGUGGUAUUUUAUAUCCAUGGUUUACAAUUCCACCUGCUUUGGCCGGUUUAUCUGAAUUAUUAUCUUCACUACCAGUAGUUUUAUUUUCUUUAACUUUAAAUAACUAUAAAUAUCAAAAUAAGAAUUAA
Messenger RNA from Dictyostelium discoideum AX4, 4161 nucleotides. RefSeq names its product P-type ATPase. The transcript has a single exon. Gene Ontology annotation, biological process: copper ion transmembrane transport. Gene Ontology annotation, cellular component: plasma membrane; membrane. NCBI's taxonomy places the organism in Eukaryota, Evosea, Eumycetozoa, Dictyosteliales, Dictyosteliaceae. Gene Ontology annotation, molecular function: metal ion binding; ATP binding; ATP hydrolysis activity. Bases 1 to 4161 code for a protein of 1386 amino acids. The record is from RefSeq and is a predicted model, not a curated record.